AUGCCGUUCCUGACCGCCACCUACACCUCCCCGACCUCGUCCUCACGCACAUUCACCGCUGAGCUCCCCGCACUCUCCUCCCCGCCGCCCACUGCGGACCGAGUUGCAUAUCUUGCUGAACUUUCCUCGUCACUCAAGAACAUGCAAAAGGAUGUCAACGAGUUUCUGACGCAGAAAAUGGCCGACGACAAGGCUGCCGACGAUGCAAAGGACGAGGAGACGUAUGGCGAAGAGGUCGUGGAUCAAGACUGA
This is a messenger RNA of Pyrenophora tritici-repentis Pt-1C-BFP, 252 nucleotides long. RefSeq names its product putative ekc keops complex subunit gon7 protein. Lineage: Eukaryota; Fungi; Ascomycota; Dothideomycetes; Pleosporales; Pleosporaceae. The record is from RefSeq and is a predicted model, not a curated record.